This is a messenger RNA of Vigna angularis (adzuki bean), 417 nucleotides long. RefSeq names its product probable inactive linolenate hydroperoxide lyase. The transcript has a single exon. NCBI's taxonomy places the organism in Eukaryota, Viridiplantae, Streptophyta, Magnoliopsida, Fabales, Fabaceae. The record is from RefSeq and is a predicted model, not a curated record. Bases 1 to 417 code for a protein of 138 amino acids. Gene Ontology annotation, molecular function: oxidoreductase activity, acting on paired donors, with incorporation or reduction of molecular oxygen; monooxygenase activity; heme binding. Gene Ontology annotation, biological process: sterol metabolic process.
AUGGUGAGUGUAUUCAUUAUCUACGAAACGCUGCGUAUGAACCCUCCGGUUCCGCUGCAGUUCGGUCGCGCUCGGAAGGACUUCCGUUUGACUUCUCACGACUCCGUUUACGACGUGAAGAAGGGGGAGUUGCUAUGCGGCUUCCAGAAGCUCGUAAUGAGAGACUCUCUCAUCUUCGACGAACCGGACCUCUUUAAGCCGGACCGGUUCACGAAGGAAAAAGGGGCCCAGUUGCUGGACUAUUUGUAUUGGUCCAAUGGGCCUCAAAGUGGGUCACCCACUCUGUCCAAUAAACAAUGCGCCGGCAAGGACGUUGUCGCCCUCACUGCGGCCUUGCUUGUGGCUCACCUGUUUCGCAGGUAUGAUUCCAUCACCGGCGAUAGCAGUUCCAUCACUGCCCUUCAAAAGUCUAAGUGA